AUGACCGAGAGAUUCCCUGUUCAGUACCUCCCUGUUCAGUACCCACAGGCCAGCUGCAAUAAAUCACAGCCGGCCUCGCUCCAGGCGGAAGGGAAUUUCGUUCUAUAUUCCCAAGACGAAGCAAUAAGUUUUCAGGAAUAUGAAUAUGCCCAAGUCAAUCGCACCAUUGGGUUCUACGGCCAGAGGGCAGCAUUUGGCAGGAUGCAGACGGUAUUCCAGGGGAGCCCGCUGUUUUCUACCCAUUGCAAAAAGGUCUUUCCUAAUGAGCCUGACUUCUCAUUGAUUGAUCAAUUUGUGGCUCAAAAUAAUACAGUCCUGGAAAAAACACUGUCGAAUCUCAAACGUUGCGACCCAGCUCGCCUGGAGGAUUUCUAUAGAUCUGCCUUCCGAGGAUUGAACCUGGUCGCGUGUGAAGCUAUUUUGGCUGCAUGGAUGGGAGUUCUGGAUCUAAAAACCGCCAUGUUCUGGUUUCCCAUCACCAUUGACCAUUGA
Messenger RNA from Penicillium crustosum, 492 nucleotides. RefSeq lists its product as uncharacterized. The transcript has 2 exons. Bases 1 to 492 code for a protein of 163 amino acids. The record is from RefSeq and is a predicted model, not a curated record. Lineage: Eukaryota; Fungi; Ascomycota; Eurotiomycetes; Eurotiales; Aspergillaceae.